GGAAAGGAAAUGAGUGAUGGAAAUUCCCAGGGAUUGUAGCCGGGUCCCGCACAUGUCAGUCGCUCUCCAGCCAGACCGGGCGCUCGUCCCUCGUCAGGUUGAUGUACGAUGGUGGCGGGGCUCCCAGCUGCCCCACUACUAUGAGUCUAAUGAACUCCAGGACCAGCUUCGAGUCGGCCGACUCGGACGACGCCUGCUGCGGAGCUAUGGCGGCUUGCGGCAUGAACACCAAGGAUGACAUCACCAGCCCCUCCGUGGAAACGCCCGGCGCAAACUCUUCCAGCCUGGUCAUGGAGGAGACUCAAGGCUACGACGUGGACUUCGACCCCCCACUGGAGAGCAAAUACGAGUGUCCCAUCUGCCUCAUGGCACUGCGGGAGCCGCUGCAGACCCCCUGCGGGCACCGCUUCUGUAAGGCCUGCAUCAUAAAGUCUAUAAGAGACGCCGGGCCGAAGUGUCCUGUGGAUAACGAUCUUCUCUUGGAGCAUCAGCUAUUCCCGGAUAAUUUUGCCAAACGAGAAAUCCUUUCCCUGAUGGUGAGAUGCCCCAGCCAAGAUUGCUCGGCCAGGAUGGAGCUGAGGAACGUGGAGCAUCACCAGGCAGUCUGUGCGUUUGCCAGCAUGGAAUGCCUACAGUGCCAACAGAUUUUGCCGAGAAGCCAAAUGCAGCAACACAUGGUGGUGUGUCCGCGGCGAGAAGUGUCCUGUGAAAACUGCCUUGUGUCUAUGCCCUAUGAGGAGAAGAUGGUUCAUGAAAAGAAGUGCCCUUUGGCCUACGUAACUUGUGAAUAUUGCGAGACCAGCGGCCUUGUGCGACAUCAGAUGGCCUGUCACUAUAGCAUGGACUGUAUAAAGGCCCCUAUUCCAUGUAUCUACAGCCAGUUUGGAUGUACGGAAAAGAUGCAGAGGGAUGAUCUGGCUCAGCACCAGCAGGAGUUCACACAGGCUCACAUGCGAAUGAUGGCACAACAACUCAUAAGCUUCAGCCCAUCGCUCUCCUCGACCCCUCACAUGUCCAGCAUGCAGCUUGACCCCAGCCAGUUCGAACCCGGACCCCCUUCUAUAUACACAAUGCCCUCUGCCUCUGCCUCUCGUCUGAUCUCUUCGCAACGUGAGGGCAAUCAAGAGCAGCAGCAGUUAAAGGAGACGGUUGAGCAAUUGGAGGCCCGCCUAGUGAAGCAAGACCACCAGAUCCGAGAGCUAAUGGCCAAAAUGGAAACUCAGACUGCCUUAGUAACCGAUCUAAAGCAAACCAUCCGUACCUUGGAGGACAAGCUUGUGGAGGUGGAGGCUCAGCAGUACAAUGGUGUCUUUGUGUGGAAAAUCCAUCAUUUUAGCGCCCACCUAAAAAACCAGGAGGAGGAGAAACCAGUAGUCAUUCACAGUCCAGGAUUUUACACUGGAAAGCCAGGCUACAAGCUGUGUCUGCGCCUUCACCUGCAGCUACCUAGUGCCCCCCGCUGUGCCAACUACAUCUCCCUCUUUGUACACACAAUGCAAGGAGAGUACGACAAUCUCCUCCACUGGCCUUUUCAGGGAACCAUCCGCCUGUCCAUCCUGGACCAAUCGGAAGGAUCCAAUUUACAAGAUCAGGAGGAAGUCAUGGACACCAAACCGGAGUUGCUGGCCUUCCAGAGGCCCACCAUGCCCCGAAACCCCAAAGGCUUUGGUUACGUCACAUUUAUGCACCUUCAGGCACUCAAGCAGCGGGUCUACGUUAAAAACGACACUCUUCUGGUGCGCUGCGUCGUAACGACACAUGGGGACCUCAACAGUCCGCGCCGGGAAGGAUUCCAGCCGCGGAACACCGAUGGCACAACCAUGUAGUCUUUUAACGUAUUCUUCCAUAAAAGACAGUCUUAUGCAAUCACACUUUCCGUAAUCCAGUUCAUUGUAAGAUUUGGGCCGUUUGUAUGGACUAUUUUUUUCUUUUUUUAUUUCUUUGGUAUGCUGCAGGUAAUUCCUCCUUGUUAGAAAUUGUGAACUGACAUUAUGCGCCAUAACCUUUUGCUUUGGUGAUUCUCAGGCAUUUACAGCUAAUACAAAAGGAAAAUGGGGCCAUACAGGUGACAGUGGCAAACUGCUUUUACUACAAAAUACAUUGAGUGUAAAAAAAAAAAAAAAAAAAAGAAAAGC
Messenger RNA from Rana temporaria (common frog), 2135 nucleotides. RefSeq names its product TNF receptor associated factor 6 (gene TRAF6). Gene Ontology annotation, molecular function: tumor necrosis factor receptor binding; zinc ion binding; ubiquitin protein ligase activity. The transcript has 7 exons. Gene Ontology annotation, biological process: regulation of canonical NF-kappaB signal transduction; positive regulation of JNK cascade; protein K63-linked ubiquitination. The record is from RefSeq and is a predicted model, not a curated record. NCBI's taxonomy places the organism in Eukaryota, Metazoa, Chordata, Amphibia, Anura, Ranidae. Bases 102 to 1826 code for a protein of 574 amino acids. Gene Ontology annotation, cellular component: plasma membrane signaling receptor complex.